GGACCUGCGGGUGGGCGGCCCCGGCCCCGGCCCCGGCCCCGGCCCCGCGCGAGAGGUGUGUGUGGCUGCACCGUGUGCCGGCUGUUGACACAUGUGGACCAACACUGACGUCCUAUUUCAGCAAUGUUGCUUUGACUCCCUCCUGUAUUCAGAAGCAUCGAGAGAGAUUUCAUACCUAAGGAGUCCUCGAUGUAUUCACUUACUGUUAUUUAAGGAGCCUCUACUAGGUGUUUCUGGGUUACUUUUCUGAACAAACAGAAAGACGCGGUAUUCAAGAUGCUUAUAAAAGAAUAUCGUAUUCCUCUUCCUAUGAGUGUGGAAGAAUAUCGGAUUGCCCAGCUGUACAUGAUACAGAAAAAAAGCAGAGAGGAGACAAGUGGAGAAGGCAGUGGAGUGGAGAUCCUGGAGAACAGACCGUAUAUGGAUGGUCCAGGUGGCAAUGGGCAGUAUACACAUAAAGUAUAUCAUAUUGGUAUGCACAUACCCAGUUGGUUCCGGUCUAUCCUGCCAAAGGCAGCAUUAAGGGUUGAAGAAGAGUCCUGGAAUGCAUAUCCUUACACAAGGACAAGGUACACGUGUCCUUUUGUGGAGAAGUUCUCAAUUGAUAUUGAAACAUACUACAAAGCGGAUCCAGGAGAGCAUUUCAAUGUGUUCAACCUUUCUCCUGCAGAAAAAAGACAGACAACUCUUGAUCCUAUUGAUAUUGUUAAAGACCCUAUCCCUACACAUGAAUACAAGGCGGAAGAGGAUCCCAAGCUUUAUAAAUCUCUGAAGACGAGAAGAGGGCCACUCUCGGAAGACUGGAUUGAGGAGUACACGAACAACCCUGGGAAAUAUCCAAUCAUGUGUGCAUAUAAACUCUGUAAAGUAGAGUUCCGAUACUGGGGGAUGCAGUCCAAAAUUGAGAGGUUCAUCCACGACGUUGGCCUGCGGAAGGUGAUGGUCCGGGCACAUCGGCAGGCGUGGUGCUGGCAGGAUGAGUGGUAUGGGCUUACCAUUGAAGACAUCCGACAGCUCGAGAAGGAGGCGCAGCUGAUGCUGGCUAAGAAGAUGGCCCAGUUCUGCUUCAACGAAAAUGAGGCAGAGCAGCACAGCAGCAAGGACUCUCCAGGCGAGAAGGAUGCUGAAGCCAAGGCCCUUUCCUCCGCUGAUCAAGAGCAUGCCACGGAUAACGGUGAAGCUGUGUCAGGGAGAGGGCUAACUAAGCAGUGGUCCACGUCUUCCAAGUCCUCACGGUCUUCAAAAAGAGGAGCAAGCCCCUCACGCCAUAGUAUCUCCGAGUGGAGGAUGCAGAGCAUUGCCAGAGAUUCCGACGAUAGCUCAGAUGAUGAAUUCUUUGAUGCACAUGAGGAUUUGUCUGACAAUGAAGAACUGUUCCCAAAAGAAAUAACCAAAUGGAGUUCCAAUGAUCUGAUGGAUAAAAUUGAAACUCCUGAGUGCGAUGAUGUCCAGGAUGACUUGUAUCACGAACCAUCAGCAGAAUACCAUAUUGGCUCCAGCGUGGAAAGGCUGAGCAUAAUUGAAGAUGAAUCUGCACAGCCAUUAAUGCAGCCAAGCAAAAUCCAUGUCCUCAUCUUGGUACUCCAUGGGGGGAACAUCCUGGAUACAGGAAGUGGCGAUCAGAGUUCUAAACAAGGGGACGUCAAUACCAUCACAACAGUGUUUGACACGGUCAUGAGAGUGCAUUACCCAGCUGCUCUUGGACAUAUUGCUAUCAAGCUAGUCCCUUGCCCAGCCAUCUGCUCGGAGGCCUUUUCACUGGUGUCUAACCUCAGCCCUUACAGCUAUGAUGAAGGCUGCCUUUCCAAUAGUCAGGAUCACAUUCCUCUUGCUGCCCUUCCUCUGCUAGCCACAUCGUCCCCCCAGUAUCAGGAGGCGGUAGCCACAGUGAUUCUGAGAGCCAAUCAAGCUUACAGUGACUUCAUCAAAUCACAGGAAGGCACAUCGUUCACUGGACAGGUCUGCUUAGUAGGGGACUGCGUAGGAGGAAUCCUGGGGUUCGAUGCCUUAUGUUACAGCAAUCAGACUGUGUCUGAGAGCCAAAACAGCAGCCGGCGAGGAAGUGUGGUGAGCAUGCAGGACACCGACCUCUUGUCCCCUGGAAUAGCUGUGAACAACAGUUACUGUUCCACCAGCUCCAAUCUGGAAGCCAGCAGACACCUCAGCCGGAGCAACAUUGACAUUCCUCGCAGCAAUGGAGAGGAUCCAAAGCGGCAACUGCCACGAAAAAGGAGCGAUUCGUCAACCUACGAACUAGACACAAUAAAGCAACAUCAGGCAUUCCUAUCAAGUUUACAUUCUAGUGUGCUGAGAAAUGACCCGGGGUCCAGGAGGUCUAGCAGCUCCACAAUGCUGGACGGAGGAAACCUUGGGAAGUUUGAAUUUGAAAUCACUGAUUUUUUCCUGUUUGGGUCUCCCUUGGGCUUGGUCCUUGCUCUGAGGAAAACAGUCAUUCCGGCUCUUGACAUCUUUCAGCUCAGACCAGCCUGUCAGCAGGUCUAUAACCUGUUCCAUCCUGCAGACCCCUCUGCCUCUCGCUUAGAGCCUCUCCUGGAAAAGAAAUUCUACCUGUUGCCCCCCUUCAAUAUUCCACGCUACCAGAGGUUCCCGUUGGGUGACGGCAAUUCUGCUCUUUUGGUUGAGACAGUCCAGAACAGCCCCAUCCUCCUCAUGGAAAGCAGCCCAUUGGUUGCUCUCCAGCGCCAGGACAACUUCAUGGAAACCAGUAUCCCUGUUCCUGUUCUGAAUUGGCAAGAUGUUUCCAAUAAAAAUGCUGUUUUUGCUGAGUCAGAUGUUGUUCAGUCUCAUGGUGCCGUCUUCAUGGAAAACGCAUCCCUGUCCACCCCUAUUACAGCCCCUCAGUUCAGGGGUUUCCGGAGAGCCAGUGAGAUCAGCAUUGCCAGCCAGGUCUCAGGAAUGGCAGACAGUUACACUGCUUCCAACAUAGCCAACAAAACCAAAACUCAUCUUAACCAUUGCAAAGGUUUUAGCCUCCUGUCCCUCCUUGCCCUCCCUCACAAAUCCCCUACUCAGACCUCAUCCAAAAGGCGUAGACAGCUCAAACCCGAAAUGCCACAGAGUCCCUUAGGACGAAGGUUCGAGGGGCCGUCGAGUCAGGAUCCGGACUGUGCGCUACAGACCCCCGACCUGGAUCUCGCACAAGUUGCUGCCAAGUGGUGGGGAACAAAAAGAAUAGACUAUGCUCUGUACUGUCCUGACGCUCUGACAGCCUUUCCGACUGUCGCCUUACCCCACCUCUUCCAUGCCAGCUACUGGGAAUCCACAGAUGUCGUCUCCUUCCUGCUGAGACAGGUGAUGAGACACGAGAACUCGAGCAUCUUGGAGCUGGAUGGAAAGGAGGUCUCGGUGUUCACGCCAUCAAAGCCCAGGGAGAAGUGGCUGCGCAAGAGGACACACGUGAAACUCCGGAAUGUCACAGCCAACCACAGAAUAAAUGAUGCCAUUGUCAACGAAGAUGGGCCCCAGACCUUGACAGGAAGGUUCAUGUAUGGCCCUCUGGAUAUGGUCACGCUCACUGGGGAAAAGGUGGACAUUCAUAUCAUGACCCAGCCACCGUCCGGAGAGUGGAUUUAUUUUGACACCGAAAUCAGCAACAGCAGCGGCAGGAUUUCUUACGUUAUCCCUGAGAGCAAGCGUUUGGGGAUUGGCGUAUAUCCCAUCAAGAUGGUGGUCAGGGGGGACCACACAUUUGCAGACAGCUAUAUCACAGUUCUCCCCAGGGGGACGGAGUUUGUGGUCUUCAGCAUCGACGGCUCCUUUGCAGCCAGCGUGUCAAUAAUGGGCAGCGACCCUAAAGUCCGAGCGGGGGCAGUUGACGUAGUAAGGCACUGGCAAGACCUUGGCUACCUCAUUAUCUACGUCACAGGGCGACCUGACAUGCAGAAGCAAAGGGUGGUGGCGUGGUUAGCACAGCACAAUUUCCCCCACGGGAUAGUCUCGUUCUGCGAUGGGCUCGUCCAUGACCCGCUGCGGCACAAAGCCAACUUCCUGAAAUCCCUCAUUACGGACCUCCACAUGAAGAUCCACGCAGCAUAUGGAUCCACUAAGGACAUUUCCGUCUACAACUCCAUUAAUUUGCCCCCUACGCAUAUAUACAUCGUUGGCCGACCAACCAAGAAGCUACAGAGUCAGUGUCAGUUCAUUACGGAAGGGUACGCGGCCCACCUCGCCCAGCUGGAGUAUAACCACCGCUCCCGGCCGGCCAAGAACACCACCCGAAUGGCCCUGAGGAAAGGCAGCUUCGGUCUCCCCAGCCAGACAGAGUUUCUGCGCAAGAGGAACCAUCUGCUCCGCACCAUCUCCUCGCAGCCCGUGGGGGCGGGUGGGGCCGGCCACCGGCCCGAGCGCACGCAGAGCCAGUCGGACAGUGAUAAGGAGAGGGAGCGGGAGCGCAGCCAAAGAAGCAUGAGCAUCGCCACGGGGUGCUGGGGCCGGAGCGCGGUGAUCAAACUGGAACCUGGUGUUUUGGGUCAGAAGUAGGGCCAGAGGGAAGCGAGCAGCAGUCGGCCACGGCUGCCAGAGGAGGAAACAAAAGGAAGGAGGGACAAGGCCAGCGGUGUGGGCCAGAAGGGUAAAUAUGGUGCUACUCUCUAACAACCCGGUGUUUGGGGAGGAAACAAGGAUGUGUUUCCCACAUGGAACGUGCAGGCCUUAACGCGGGGCAUGGGGUUCGUGGGGCACCAGCCCGAGAAACCGUUUGACACUAGGGAUCUGAGGAGAAAAAGAAAACAGACAGCCUCCAGGUCAAGACCUCGUGCUCUCCUGCCUCCUCCUUUUAUCCAGGUUUAGUGACUGUAUAUAUGUGCCUCCUCACCUUCGUAGCCAUUGAUCAGAUACACGUGACUGAGUGCGAUCCUCAGUGCCGUGGGGGGCGGCAGGGGGCAGGCCCAGUGGAUCUUCUUGUGGUGGUGGUCCCGUUAUCUGCACUGAGAGACACAGCUGACUUGCAGCACUCCUGUUUUGUAAGCAUGCCGCUGCCAAGGCACAGACACGCGAGCAAGGGGCUUCUCCCGCAUUGGACGGAGCGGUCAAGCGCUUUACGCGUAUCGAGAGCUUAGAAUUUAUCCCCUUUCUAUCGAGGAGCACAUGCCUCGGCAAACCAUUAGUGGCACGUCUCAGCCUGUUGGGUGGACCAGUCUGUCAGCACAUUCGUGCUCAAGGAAGUGGGGUCCCUGGUUUUCAUUCUCUGCCUUUUUUUUUUUUUUAAAGACUCAUUUUGGAAGCUGAUGUAAUUUGUCACAUUGACCUAUUGCAAAAGAAUACAAGCUAUUUUAUUUUAGCUGUUAAAAACCUCAGCCACUUAAAUUACUGUAUAUUAAAUCCUCCAGAUAUUACUGCUGUGUAUGAUUUAAAAAAUGAACCACUAUCUAUUCACAAGGGACCGCAAAGGUGUGGCAGCUAGAUUGCACUGCAGUUCUUGUCAUCGCAAUGCAGGGCCCAAAUCUUUCAACCUGCCCCACCCCCGAGAGCUUUCUUUUUUCCAGGUUCUCCCCAAGUCCAGCAGCAGCUUUCCUGGGAAUUCAACUCGCUUCUUCUAAUGGUAGUUAUUCAACUGUAAAACCUCAUUGUUUUUGCACUGAUAAUUUUUAGAAUGGAGACUUGUUACCAUCUCAAGUAGCUACACCUAGCUGUUUGUAGUGCAUGACAAUUAAGUAUAGCUAAGCCAGGGUGUAAAUAUACCUAGAAUUUUUUGUGCAGAAGUUUUUCAGCAGUAAGGAGACUGGAAGGAAGUGUGCCAGCAGAGUCGUACAAGCGAAGGAAAAGGCCAUAUCUUAAUUUUCCCAGCUCUGCAGUUGGCGAGUGUGCUGAGCUAACGCCGCCCUAAACUCCCAUCUUGGUGUGUCUCGUGCUGAGUACAAGGCAAGGGGCUGGGAGUGCUGCAGAGGUGGCAGUUGCAGGCUGCAGGGCAGCGCGUUGGGUUGCUUCCCAGCACCCCCUAGCGACUGCCGCAGAAAAGGAGCCGGAAGGUACAGAACAAGGGAGCGUCAUUUAACAGCCUAGCAUGGAGUGUCCUGAAAGCCCUGCGAGCCCUGCCUCUCCUUGGUCAGACAGCCAUGAUCCUGGAUUUCCAGCCUUGGUGAAGGACGCUGGCUCCUUCGUGCACACACCAGCCAAGGAACAGGAAAACCCUUCUGAGGAAUCUGGGGUUCCCACGUAGAGGUCACCACAGGCUGAUUUCACGUGAAGAUUUUAUAUUAGUUCUGGGUUUGUUGGCUAAGUGCCCGCCCCGCUUCCCUCGGCCACAGUGCUCUGUGUUUGUAUCGCUUUCUACUUAGGAGAACCGUACCGAGAACAAGAUUUUUUUAGACUGGCUGCUUCACUUUCUUAACUCUUUCAAUCCUACGUGCAUCACUCCUGCACCGAGACGCACAGCACUGUGAACACUGCUCUGCUUACUGGCUCGGAGCCCGGUCGGCAAACACAACUCAUGCAAACAUCCCAAAUUGAUCCCAUGACUUCUGAGACCUCAAGUUUCAGGACUGAUUUAGAGUCCGUGCUUGGUCCACAUGGUGGUGGAGUAAGAGCAGCUCUUCACUACUGAGAACAUCCGUGUGGAGGGAGCUUUGAAAAAAAGAAAACCCACCACAAACACAGUGCAUCUUUCUCACAUGUAGGUAGCCUGACUAGUCUGAAGCCACUCAUGUUUGAUAAGUACUGUGCUACAGAACAUACCUACUGAUUUUUACUACUGAAAAACUGACUUCCCUUUCUCGUGACUCAGCCUAGCUACCUUGAAUGUACAUCCAAAGCUACUGGAUUU
Molecule: messenger RNA, 6781 nt
Organism: Gavialis gangeticus (Gharial)
Lineage: Eukaryota; Metazoa; Chordata; Crocodylia; Gavialidae
Gene: PITPNM2
Product: phosphatidylinositol transfer protein membrane associated 2
Exons: 27
Coding region: 277-4500 (1407 amino acids)
Biological process (GO): phospholipid transport
Cellular component (GO): cytoplasm
Molecular function (GO): phosphatidylinositol transfer activity; metal ion binding; phosphatidylcholine binding
Source: RefSeq, a predicted model, not a curated record